Synchytrium microbalum is the source of this 1554-nucleotide messenger RNA. RefSeq lists its product as uncharacterized. The transcript has 6 exons. NCBI's taxonomy places the organism in Eukaryota, Fungi, Chytridiomycota, Chytridiomycetes, Synchytriales, Synchytriaceae. The record is from RefSeq and is a predicted model, not a curated record. Bases 1 to 1554 code for a protein of 517 amino acids.
AUGGCUCCAGAAGAAUCUUCCAGUGUUCAUAGGAACAAUCAAUCAGAUGUAUUCGUCUUGACUCUUGAGAAUGAAGACCGAGCAUACGAUGUCUCGUCAUUCUAUCGUGUGCAUAUUGAUGAUCAUGAAGAGGCUGAACGAUUUGAAGUCGCCAAGCACUUGUGGAAGGAAGGACUCAAUCUUUUGGCUGAUGAUAAUGCUUUUUGUGUUCAAAUAUUUGGUGAUGCUUUGACAAAGUCUAUGCGGGUCUACAACCCACACAACCCAAUUCUCAAAGACCACCAACAUCGCCUCCCAUCAAUGCUACUCGCCCAACAAGACCUCGUCACUACCGGUGAAGCAGCAUCUGAUUUGACUGCAACCAUGAUUCGUGCUCUAGCUAGUACAUCCACAUCAACAAUCAACGAAUUCACACCAGUCUUGAACGAAAACCGGAAAGCUACAUCACGCUUCCCAUGCAGUAUGGCUGAAUAUCUCGAUGAUAUGGAAGAUCAUGAUAUGGGAGCAGAGUUUGAAGUGAAUGAUGAGAUGGAGCCUCGUGACCGUGGUCGAGUGCGUGAGAAGAAGAAGAGGGUUGAGAAGUAUAGGGCUAGGAGAAGUAAAGAAGAAGCUGGAUCUGAAACUACGGAUGAAGCCACAGCUCAUGAAGACCGUCUCGUCACCUUCAAAUUCCAUCUUGCACUGGUCAAGGCUAUGAUGUGGCCAAUGUAUGAUGAGAAUGGUCUAGUGCUUACUCGCACUGAACGUCUCAAGCUUGCUGUUAAAGGUCUGGAUGAGUGUGACAAACUGAAAGUCCUCUCAUCUCGCUAUGGCUCAUUCGAUUUCUGGCGCGCUCUCUUCUUGAUUGAGUUGGGUGACUACACUCGAGCCAAGAAGCUACUCAAAGAUGCUAUCUACUUUGACCAUAAGCUCUGGUUCCACAUCCCAACAAUCCACUACCAAGCCAACGAAGUCCAACUGCUACGUCAAUGUCUCUCGAUCUUGAUUGAGACACACAAUACACCACUGACUGAACAAGAUAAGGACGCACUCGAAAAAUUUCCGCAUCGACUUAAAAGGGGCAAAUAUCAAUACGACUCUGUAUACCAAUACGCUCGUGUCCUGCUACUCGAAUUACUCGGUAUCACCAACCACGCCUUCGAGUACAAACAUGUACUCGAUAUCAUCGAAUCAUCCAAAAACAACAAGGAUGUCCUAUCAACCCUUCAUCUCAUCGUAUCCCAAUUCUAUACAUACCUGUUGACUGCACCUCAACAUGCCGAAUACGCAGCUGACGCAUACUGUCUCGCUAUAAUCAUACUGGGUGCUAUUUGUCAAUCUCAUCCGACCGCUGAAGUCAAUUUUACUGGGCUCUUCAACUUGCGUAGUCGAUUAUCGGUUGCGUUGGGUGUUGUCGCUGGAUGGUCUCCUAGGAAGAAUGAUGGUCUUGUACGUAUUGCGCAAAGCUGCUGGGAUGAGUUGAUUCAGUCGGGGGUUCUUGUGGGGCCUAUUGUUAAGGAUGUGAGAAAGUCGCGGUUUGCGUGGGCGGAUGAUGAGCCAGGUGUAGAGCUAUGA